Molecule: messenger RNA, 1026 nt
Organism: Fusarium venenatum
Lineage: Eukaryota; Fungi; Ascomycota; Sordariomycetes; Hypocreales; Nectriaceae
Source: RefSeq, a predicted model, not a curated record
AUGGCUGACUCUGGUUACGCCAACACUGGUAACUUGAAUGAUGCCAAAGAACUCCAGAAAAUGUUCAAGGGCCAGACUAGCAGUAACAUCACCGCAAAGCCCAGAGGCAAGAGUAAGAGUAAGGGGGGUAACUCGCUUCCCAUGAAGCGACGAGAAGCCUUUCCACAUCCGCAUCGUGGACCACCACCUACUUCUACCAAGACCAAUGUACCCCCUCCCAGCGCCCGCUACUAUACGGCCACUCUUUUGUCUGACCCUUUAAAGCGUGCAGCUGGAGCGAUUCUAGGGACAGCAACUCUAGCUUUCCUGAGUCGUCAAGACUCAACACCUCAAACGCCUACCGUUCCUGCCCAAACCGCCAAACCGCCUAUCACAGAAAACCAGGCUGUUAUCAAGGCUCCUGCGACCGUCUCUACUGGGGAGAUAAAGAUUGCGAACAAGGAAGAAGAGUCUAAGAAGAUAGACGCUAAACCGCCCGUCAUGGGGAACCAGGCUCCCACGGCUGUCUCCAGUGGAGAGAGAAAGCAGGUUCCCACGACCAUCUCUACUGGGGAGAGAAAGCAGGCUUCUACGGCCGUCUCUAUUGUGGAGGCAAAGGUUGUGAACAAGGAAGAAGAGUCUGAGAAGAGCCUCGCAAGCAUGUUCUUUUCUCUUAUGUCAGGGGAUUCCGAUGAGGACUCUGACGAAGAAUCGCCAGCUGUCAAAGUCAAGGCCGAAGCUGUGAGCAAGUCCGGGACCACUAGUAUCAUCAGAUACUCAUCCGACAAGUUGCUGGAGCUGAAGGGAAACCCCCCCUUGGAGACUGAGCAUUCCAAGGCCGCAAACACAGUCCCACAGCAAACGCAUCAAGGUAAGACCGAGUUAUCGCCUAAGGGAAUAGCCAACACAAGCCUUCGCCCAGAAGCUCCCGGUUUCAUACCAUCAGUGACUGCUAAGAUGGCUGCCUUUCUGGCAAAUGAAUCAAACAAGCCAGUUACAACUCGCAAGCCGACAAAAGGGUUGGGUUCGUCUAUGUGGGCCAAGUAA